Molecule: messenger RNA, 1875 nt
Organism: Anopheles nili
Lineage: Eukaryota; Metazoa; Arthropoda; Insecta; Diptera; Culicidae
Gene: Mer
Product: moesin/ezrin/radixin homolog 2
Exons: 6
Coding region: 1-1755 (584 amino acids)
Biological process (GO): positive regulation of protein localization to early endosome; regulation of gliogenesis; regulation of organelle assembly
Cellular component (GO): filopodium; apical part of cell; cytoskeleton
Molecular function (GO): cell adhesion molecule binding; actin binding
Source: RefSeq, a predicted model, not a curated record
AUGAUUCCAUUCCGGCGCAAAAAAUCAAACAAGCAAUUUCCAGUGAAAGUUUGCACGUUUGAUUCGGAGCUUGAAUUUGACCUAGAACAUCGUGCUACGGGUAGAUUCUUGUUUGAAUUAAUAUGUCGAACAAUCGGUCUAAGGGAAACUUGGUAUUUUGGAUUGCAGUACGAGGAUUCUAAAGGAAACAUGUCAUGGUUGAAGAUGGACAAAAAAGUCUUAGAUCAAAGUGUGCACAGUACAAAUGGCAGUUGUAUGUUUAUUUUCUUAGCCAAGUUUUUCCCAGAAAACGUAGCCGAGGAAUUGGUGCAAGAAGUAACACAACAUUUAUUCUUCUUGCAAAUCAAACAAGCCAUCCUAUCAAUGGAUGUAUAUUGCCCACCGGAAGCUUCCGUUCUGCUAGCAUCGUACGCAGUUCAAGCUAAGUACGGUGACUACGACGAAGCCGUCUGUAAACCUGGAAUGUUAAUAAGUGAAAAUUUACUUCCUCAACGUGUGAUUGAUCAAUACCAAAUGACACCUCAGAUGUGGGAGGAACGCAUUAAAACAUGGUAUGCCGAUCAUCGGGGUAUGUCAAGAGAUGAAGCAGAAAUGGAAUAUCUUAAGAUAGCACAAGAUCUUGAUAUGUUUGGUGUCAACUAUUUCCCAAUCACGAACAAAAAAAACACCGAAGUUUGGCUCGGUGUAACAGCAUUAGGAUUAAAUAUAUAUAACCGGGAGAACAAGCUGUUACCGGUAACUACGUUUCAGUGGAAUGAAAUUCUUCAUAUUAGUUUCGAUGAUCGGAAGUUUGUGGUAAAAACAAACGAUAACAAAAAUCCUAAACCGGUAAUAUUUUACUCACAGAAGCUUCGUAUCAAUAAAUUGAUACUAGAUCUGUGCGUUGGGAAUCACGAUCUCUACAUGAAACGCCGUAAACCAGAUACGAUGGAAAUUCAGCAAAUGAAAGCCCAAGCAAAAGAAGAGAAACAACGUAGGCAAGUCGAACGGAAUAAGCUGACACGCGAAAAGCAGUUGCGUGAAGCUGCAGAGCGGGAGAAAGCUGCCAUGGAACAGAGAAUGAUGCAACUUCAAGAGGAAAUGCGUGUUGCUAAUGAAGCAUUGCACCGAAGUGAAGAGGCAGCUGAACUUUUAGCAGAAAAGAAUCGUCUAGCUGAAGAAGAGGCAAUGUUACUAUCCCAUAAAGCACAAGAAGUCGAACAGGAAAUAAGUCGUAUGCGUAUGACAGCUCGUAAGACAGAAGAAGAAAAAAUCUACUUGGAACGAAAGACACAAGAAGCAGAGCUGCUUACCGCACGCAUGAUGGAAGAAUCUCGUAAACGAGCUUUAGAGGCCGAUAAGCUGAAAAAUGAACUAAUUCACGCACGUGUUGCAGAGAAAGAAGCAAAAGAAAAAUUAUUGAAUUUUCUUAGCCGAACUUCCACGGAAUCGAUACUCAUUACACCUUCUUCUUCUCCCGAAUCUCCCAUGCACGAAAUGCAUUCCUAUGAUUUAUUGGCUGAUGGAGAUAUGGAGCAGUUAUCGUUAGAAAUUGAAAAAGAACGGGUUGAAUAUUUGGCUAAAUCAAAACAAGUGCAAAACCAAUUGAAAGAACUCCGUUCAGAGAUAGAACAACUAAAAAUUGGUGAAAACCAGUGUCCACUUGAUGAUAUCAAUGCCGAGCAGUUGCGGCUAGGUGAGACAAAAUAUUCUACUUUGAAAAAAGUUAAAUCCGGUUCAACGAAAGCACGAGUAGCAUUUUUUGAGGAACUGUAAGUUGUGCCAUUAUAUUUUUGUAAUUUUCCCUUUCUAUUCGAUUUUGCGCGCUUGCUUAGUUAUCAGGAUUUGUUUCUGUCAUAGUUAGUUCAUUUCGUUGCUUUUUUGUUAUUAUUCAUU